AUGAAAUUGCUUAAAUAUCGCCUCCGUUUUAAGAUAGCUAAGAACCCAACUCUCCUUGUCCUUCAGAUCUCUAACCCCACUCCUCUUUUCUCCGCUUUAGAAAAUAUUUGCGCACUGAAAUGGAUUCAGUUCAAAAUUGUGAUCGAUGCGCUGUUGGCUACCUCGGAUAUUCCAGAUGUAACUGAACCACUUUUAACGCAAAGAUGCGUUGGUAAUGACUUUCAACUGGUGGAUAGCUGUGGUAGAAAUAUCGAUGAGUGGAGCGAAGUAUGCGCCUGUGAAGGAGAUCGCUGCAACACCUACGCAUCGUUCCGCAGUAUGAUUGAUCACUUCAAUGAGAUCUCAGCAGAUGUACAUAGAAACUACAGGGACACAGUGAGAGAAAUUAGAAGAAGCCAAAGCAGUACGUUAAUAAUUCUUCUCGUUAUAUUACCGUUGUCUGUUGGUGGGCUUGCUGUCUGUCUUAUAUUUGUAAACUAUCAUUGUAAGAUGUGCUGA
This is a messenger RNA of Enterobius vermicularis (human pinworm), 498 nucleotides long. The record is from the annotation of a GenBank genome assembly. NCBI's taxonomy places the organism in Eukaryota, Metazoa, Nematoda, Chromadorea, Rhabditida, Oxyuridae.